GUACCAUCGCACCCGAUGAACGGUGAACGAGCGUAAAUGGAGUUCUGCCUCCAGCCUGGCUGCCGAAGGCACAAGCCGUUAGGAGCAGGGGCCCCUGCACAGCCCUUGUUCACGGUGCUGAGCUAUGUUUAGAUGUGUUAGUCGCCGCAUAGUGAGAGAAGAUCUGUUUCCAGAAAAGUGGUUGUAGCAAAAGUGAUUCUGUUUGGUGGCAGAGUCCCAACGCUAGUGAGGUAGUGAAAGUGGACAGCUUACAACUUCAGCUCGGCUCAUCAUCCCUGUCCGAGAGCGGCCCUGAUUCUUCUGCCUGGAUAACCAUUUUCUCCUGUAACCAUUUGUUUCCUGGCAGGAAAACAUUUUAAUUUCUAAGCAAGACGCUCUAAUUCAAAUGUCAUGUCUGUGACCCAGAAUAAAAAUGGAUGAUAAUUCAUGUAAAUGUGCGCAACACAGCAACCUGAACCUGCAUUUGGCUCAGUAGGUGGUGAACCAUGGCGAUGUGGAUACAGGCUCAGCAGCUCCAGGGCGACGCCCUACAUCAGAUGCAGGCCCUGUAUGGCCAGCACUUCCCCAUCGAGGUGCGACACUAUUUAUCCCAGUGGAUUGAAAGUCAAGCCUGGGACUCAAUAGAUCUUGAUAAUCCACAGGAGAACAUUAAGGCCACCCAGCUCCUGGAGGGCCUGGUGCAGGAGCUGCAGAAGAAGGCAGAACACCAGGUGGGGGAAGAUGGGUUUUUGCUGAAGAUCAAGCUGGGGCACUAUGCCACGCAGCUCCAGAACACGUACGACCGCUGCCCCAUGGAGCUGGUUCGCUGUAUCCGGCACAUUCUGUACAAUGAGCAGAGACUGGUCCGAGAAGCUAACAAUGGGAGCUCUCCAGCUGGAAGUCUUGCUGACGCCAUGUCCCAGAAGCACCUUCAGAUCAACCAGACGUUUGAGGAGCUGCGCCUCAUCACACAGGACACGGAGAACGAGCUGAAGAAGCUGCAGCAGACCCAGGAGUACUUCAUCAUCCAGUAUCAGGAGAGCCUGCGGAUCCAAGCUCAGUUUGCCCAGCUGGCCCAGCUGAACCCCCAGGAGCGCAUGAGCCGGGAGACAGCCCUCCAGCAGAAGCAAGUGUCCCUGGAGGCCUGGCUGCAGCGGGAGGCACAGACACUGCAGCAGUACCGUGUGGAGCUGGCUGAAAAGCACCAGAAAACCCUGCAGCUGCUGCGGAAGCAACAGACCAUCAUUCUGGACGACGAGCUGAUCCAGUGGAAGCGGCGGCAGCAGCUGGCCGGGAACGGGGGUCCCCCUGAGGGCAGCCUGGACGUGCUGCAGUCCUGGUGUGAGAAGCUAGCCGAGAUCAUCUGGCAGAACCGGCAGCAGAUCCGCAGGGCUGAGCACCUCUGCCAGCAGCUGCCCAUCCCAGGCCCCGUGGAGGAGAUGCUAGCCGAGGUCAAUGCCACCAUCACAGACAUCAUCUCAGCCCUGGUCACCAGCACUUUCAUCAUUGAGAAGCAACCUCCUCAGGUCCUGAAGACCCAGACCAAGUUUGCAGCCACCGUGCGCCUGCUGGUGGGCGGGAAGCUGAAUGUGCACAUGAACCCCCCGCAGGUGAAGGCGACCAUCAUCAGUGAGCAGCAGGCCAAGUCCCUGCUCAAGAACGAGAGCACCCGCAAUGACUACAGCGGCGAGAUUCUGAACAACUGCUGCGUCAUGGAGUACCACCAGGCCACGGGCACCCUCAGCGCCCACUUCAGGAACAUGUCCCUAAAACGAAUCAAGAGGUCCGAUCGUCGUGGCGCAGAGUCGGUGACAGAAGAGAAGUUCACAAUCCUGUUUGACUCACAGUUUAGCGUCGGUGGAAAUGAACUGGUCUUUCAAGUCAAGACCUUGUCGCUCCCAGUGGUGGUGAUUGUUCACGGCAGCCAGGACAACAAUGCGACAGCCACUGUCCUCUGGGACAAUGCCUUUGCAGAGCCUGGCAGGGUGCCAUUUGCCGUGCCUGACAAGGUGCUGUGGCCGCAGCUGUGUGAAGCGCUCAACAUGAAAUUCAAGGCCGAAGUGCAGAGCAACCGGGGCCUGACCAAGGAGAACCUGGUGUUCCUGGCACAGAAGCUGUUCAACAGCAGCAGCAGCCACCUCGAGGACUACAACAGCAUGUCCGUGUCCUGGUCCCAGUUCAACCGGGAGAAUUUGCCAGGACGGAAUUAUACUUUCUGGCAGUGGUUUGACGGGGUGAUGGAAGUGUUAAAAAAACAUCUCAAGCCUCACUGGAAUGACGGGGCCAUCUUGGGUUUCGUGAACAAGCAGCAGGCCCACGACCUACUCAUCAACAAGCCAGAUGGAACCUUCCUGCUGAGAUUCAGCGAUUCUGAAAUCGGAGGCAUCACCAUUGCCUGGAAGUUUGACUCUCAGGAAAGAAUGUUUUGGAAUCUGAUGCCUUUUACCACUAGAGACUUCUCCAUCCGGUCCCUGGCUGACCGCUUGGGGGACUUGAAUUACCUCAUAUACGUGUUUCCUGACCGGCCAAAGGAUGAAGUAUAUUCUAAGUACUAUACACCAGUCCCAUGCGAGCCUGCCACCGCAAAAGCAGCCGACGGAUACGUGAAGCCGCAGAUCAAGCAAGUGGUCCCUGAGUUUGCUAAUGCAUCUACAGACGCAGGGAGUGGCGCCACCUACAUGGACCAGGCUCCCUCCCCAGUAGUGUGCCCCCAAGCUCACUACAAUAUGUACUCACAGAACCCCGACCCUGUCCUCGACACCGAUGGGGACUUUGAUCUGGAAGACACAAUGGACGUGGCUCGGCGCGUGGAGGAACUCUUGGGCCGGCCCAUGGACAGUCAGUGGAUCCCUCAUGCGCAGUCAUGACCAGACCUCGCCUCCUGCAGCUUCAUCGUCCUCUUGGAGGAACUUCUCGUGGAUGUUUUAAUUCCAUGAAUCGCUUCUCUUUGGAAACAAUACUCAUAAUGUGAAGUGUUAAUACUAGUUGUGACGUUAGUAUUUCUGUGCAUAGUGGCACCAGUGAAGGGAGCGUGCGUGAGUGUGAGUGUGUGAGUUUGCACGUUGUGUUUUUCCCAUCCCUUGCUGUCCAGUCUAAGCCGCAGUUACCAGGGCAGGGGCCAGGCUUGUUUUUACCUUGUGGGAAAAGGAGCCGGUUCCCUGAACCCUGGAACCCGGCCAUGUGUCUUAAGGGUGGCUGAACUUUGACACGUGACUGUUCAAGUAAGAGAAGGACAAAGAGAGGAAAAAGCACCUCCUCUCUGGGGAGCCUUCGUCCCUCUGCCAGGCAGUCCAUAGUCCAAGCAAGCUGUCCCCGUCUGCACCUGUCUUCUGAGAUGGAGAUGACUGUUUCUUGAGGAAGAAAGCCGGUGCCUCACACAUCCCCCGCCCCCUUUGCACAAUGGAUGGAACGGGAAGCUGCAUAAAGAGUGCUGGGGCAAGGGUGGCACAGGUUUCUGGAUGGGUGGUGGCUGUUUCCACCACUUAACCCAUCUUAGCGUUGGCUCCUUGUCCUCUGCUUCCUCGAUCUCUCUGUUUCUAGAGUUGCCCCUCAGCUUCUGUGUGUGUACUCAUGUGGAUAUGUUUAACAAUAGUGGAAAGGAAGGAGGGCCACCCUGCUCGGAGCUUACAGGUGCCCCGUGCUCUGCCAGCGUGGGGUGGGUGGUGUGCGCAGUCCUGGCUCCAGACACUGGGCAUAGCCCCUCUGUGCCACCCUCCCCACUGUGUUGUGGCAAGGCCGCACCUGCGUCACCCAAGGCUUUUCUAGAAGCUUGUUGAUAAUGGCUUUCGGCAAAUGUCCAGUGGUGUUUUUGUCUCUAAACCAGGUCUUUUUAUGUUUUCCCCAUUUGCACCCUAAUUUGACAUCAAGUUUCUCUCUUCCGGUAUCAAGUCCUGGGUCCUCUGUACCCAGGUCACCUCUUUUCCCUUCAGUGUCACGUGGUGUCCUGAGGAGUAGGGGGUAGGAAUUGUGACCUGCACCUGGGGCAGCCUGCCAAGCAGGCAGCCACCCCUUUAGGGUGCUGGGUGCUGUUGGGAGUUAGGGAAACGCAGUCAGCAGGUGUGCUAGGACGUUUGGUAAGCUGUAGAAACAGAACCAAAGCCUCCGCGGUGGUUUUCUUCCAGCCUCCUCUGCAGAGUCACCAGAAGGAAGGAAGGGACUGCAGUGGGCAGGCAGGGAGAGAGGCAAGCAGAGACAGUUACCACCCAGGCCUGCAAAGCCCUCCUUGGCCUCCUCUCCAAACAAGGGCAGAGCCACACCCAGGAGAGGAGGACCCCAAAACCUUAUUUUUAUACAUGCAAGUAAAUAAACAUAUUUUUUUUACAAAAAUAACUUCUGAAUUUAUCAGUGUUUUACUGCUAAGGAAAAUACUCCUGUGUCGUACAUUAUUUAUUGGAAGAAGACUUUUUAAAAGCUGCUGCUUGCCUUGGCUUGGUUUUGUACACUGAUUUUUCUAUGCCUGGUGGUAGCCUCUUGCCUCAGGUGCUCGCUGGGGAUGGAGGAGGUGUGAGGCCCCUCCCUGCCCCUCAGGAGGAAGCUGGAGCUGCUGGAGGACUCCAGGCCUAAGGGACGCUCCCCCGCCUGUCACAUGGCCUGUUUGUCCCUGUAACCCUCACACGGGUGUGGACUUGACACACUUCUAGACUUAUAGUGGACAUGGCCCCGGGGCGUGGGAGUAGCAGAGCAGCCUGGAACCCCUGGAAGGUUCCAUGCUUACUCUCAAGUUGGUUUGGAGAAGAAGGUGCCAAAAAGCAAGACUUCUUGCACAGUUGCUUCGCUCCCCUGGCUUUUCCUGGGGCUGUGCCUGGAGGUGGGAGAGGCUUUUAACUGGAAGCUGUGUUCCCUGUCUGCAUGCUGGGCUCUCCCUUUGCCCCACUCCUGCACACAGAGACCUGGCAAGGGCAGGUUUCCGCCCACCUCUUGCCUGCUCACAGACACACAGGUGAGUCCAGAAAGGUCUCAGCUUGGAGUGUGGCAUGUGUGGGGCUUUGUAGGGGUGGAAGGAGAUUCAAAGUGGCUGUCUCUUACAAUGAAAAUGCUCUUUUAUAAUUUUUCUUUUUAACAUUGUAUUUCAGAUACAUAUUUUAGUGUCCAGGCAGAUUAGUAUAUAGCCACCAAAAAGUAUUGUGUAUAAAUUGGGGCAGCCACAAAAUUGUGUAUUUUAUGUUACAAUAAAGGCGUCUUCUGAAGGGCAA
Myodes glareolus (Bank vole) is the source of this 5171-nucleotide messenger RNA. NCBI's taxonomy places the organism in Eukaryota, Metazoa, Chordata, Mammalia, Rodentia, Cricetidae. The record is from RefSeq and is a predicted model, not a curated record.